CCCAUGCGACUCGGAGGCGUACCGGCUUCGCACAGCAGAAACAUCGCACUAUGGCCUCUCUCUGAGCCGCCUCAGACGAUACUUGUGUAUAUACCUAACCGGCAAUCCAUCACCAUCGACGCCUUGAUCAUGGACCUGCGGUCCAGAGGCUUUUCUCGGGGUCAUCGGAGUUGUCAAUAGUAUUCCCGAAGGACUAUAUUAUUUGAUUUUGAACACUGUCACUUUUGCACGCCUGGGGGUUUAAACCGAAGUGACAGUUGUAGCACUCUCCCAUCUGCCGGUUAGCUAACUAGCUCGCUAAGUCAUUAGCCAAGAAAGGGCAUCAUUUUUUUCUGUUGGAGUAAAAGGAAAAGGAAACUGCAGCACCACCCCUUUCAUUAACAGAAGACUAACCCGAGGCUGAAUCCCCGAGUUCCAACCUUGCAACACAGUAGCUGUUAAUUCCCGGAAGGCUGGCACCACAUCGCCACCCUAAUGAAGUACCAUAAAAGAACGUGAAAUGAGCAAACCACCACAGCCUAUAGCGGGACCUACUUCUGUCCCCAAUCCUGCCCCUUCCCCUGGAUUGGCACAGGCUGCCUACGGCCCUGGACAGCCAGCUUCUCUUGUUUUUGCCACCCCUCCACCUCCACAAAUGAACUCUGCACCGCAGCCAAGACAGUUUGCUACUGGGCCCCGUACUUUACAUCAACAGGGUGGAUACAGAGCAUUACAGAGUUACUAUCAGAACCGACCCACCAUGGCCGCCAGUGCUCCACGGGUACAGGGAAAUAGUGGCCCUCGACCUGUUACAGCUACUCAUGUCUACCAGCCCGGCUCACAAAUGAUGAUGAUUCCCCAGCAGCAGCUGCCUUUUGCCAGCUCUACUCAGAGCUACUUCAUUUCCCCUGGACAGUACCGGACCCCAUACAUGACUCCUACCCAGCAGUAUCCCGUGACCAGCGGCACAGCAGGCUUCUACCCAGGAACUAGCCCUGCUGAAUACACUCCUUAUGCAGGAGCAUACUAUCCAGCUCAGCCUCAGUACUCCCCAUCUGUCCAGCCUUCAGCGGUCAUGCUCUCCACCCAGCAACAGCAACAAGCUCCGCCUCCUCAGCAACCCCCUGCACAGUCACAAGGCCCACCGAAGAGAGAACGCAAACCGAUAAGAAUACGAGACCCCAACCAGGGUGGGCGUGAUAUCACAGAGGAGAUCAUGUCAGGUGGAAGGUCCUCCACCACACCGACUCCACAGGCACCAGAUGUAAGUCCUGCACAGACCAAUGGUGAAAUUGCUCAGCCUGCGACUACACCGACGAGAAGAGAUGAAAAUGCAGAGCACCCUGCUAGUGUUGAAACCCCUCCUCCUUGUGCUACGGCAAAUGCAGAGCCUGUGUUGGAGUCCAAACAGGAAGUGGACAGCCAAAUAGCACCGCCUACUGAGUUAGCUGCACAAUCUGUAGCCCCUGUAGCUACUACUGAGGUGCCAUGCACACUGAUAAAGGACCAGCAGUCUCCCCCUUCCCUCCCUCCAGGAGCACCGUUGACCACUACUCCUGCUGAGGUAGUAAAUAAAGUCAGCACCAACGUUGGCGAUACAGUUGACGCUCCUGUCGCAACGUCACAAUCUUUAGCAGCGCCAGAAGCUCCUGUGAAAAUGGAGGAACCACUGGCUGCUCCAGCUCAAGCUGAGAAUGCUCCAGUAAAAGAAGAAACAAAAACAGAGGAAGUCAAAAAAUUGGAAAAAGAAGAGCAGGUGCCCAGCACUAAGUUGGAGCCUGCAGUUGAGGUUGCAGCAAUAGUUUCCUCUAAUGUGGAGAAAGAAGAAAUGGCUCCAAAAACAGCACCUGAAGUUUCCCAGCCUCCCCCACCUGUAUUGGAAUCUGCUGCCCCACAGACCCAGAAUGCUGAUCUGUGCUCUACCCCUGAGCCUGAAUCUACACAAGUCGAGACAGCAGAGCCCGUUCUCCCCAACGGUCUUCCUCAGGAGACCGAAGAACUGCCCAAGGAUAAUGAAUUUUCAGACACUACACCCCACAAAAAGCCAGAAGCUUCUCAAUCUCAGGAAUCCACACCUAUGGCUAAAACAGCAACAGCAGCCCAGGAGGUGAAGGAAGAGGCCGAAGAGAAGGAGGAAGAGUGGAAGAAGACAAGUGAGGAUACCCCUCCUGCCUCUGUUAGCUGCCCAGAAGAACCUACUAUGCAAGCUGCUACGUCUGUGCCAAAGAAGAGGAAGAACAUGAAAGAGUUAAACAAGAAGGAGGCCAUCGGUAACCUCCUGGAUGCCUUCACAGAGGAGCAAGGUGCCAAGCCUGCCUCUGAACCCUCGUCCACUCAGGCCAACCCUCCAGCUCCAGCUCCAGCUCCAGCUCCAGCUCCAGCUGAACCUCCUGCUGAAGUGGCAGAUGAGACCUGGGAGCAGAAAGAGGACAAGCAGAAUGCAGAACCUGACAAGUCUAAAGCCACACCUGAGCCAACUGAGCAGAAAUACCAAUUCAAACAAGAACAAUGGAAGCCGAUAAACCCAGAGGAGAAGAAGCGGUACGACAGGGAGUUCCUCCUGCGCUGCCAGUUCAUCAGUGCCAGUAUGCACAAGCCUGAGGGCCUGCCUGUUAUCAGUGACGUGGUGUUGGAUAAGGUGAACAAGACUCCACUACGACCUGCUGACCCAGCUCGCCUGAUGAGUGCUGGUCCUGAUUUUACUCCCUCAUAUUUGGGGAACCUUGGGAGCAGAUCAAUGGGAGGACCUCGAGGCCUGCUACCUGGGCCCCGUCGCUCUCAGCAGGGGCAACGUAAAGACAGAAAAAUUAUCAGCAGCAUGUCGCUAAAUGACGACGUGCAGCUCAGCAAGGCCGAGAAGGCCUGGAAGCCCUCUGUGAAAAAGCCCACCCGUGUCCGUGGUGAGGAGCCUGAAGAAGAUGAGCCAGAGCAGGCCAAGACUCAAGAGCUGUUCAAGCGUCUGCGGAGCAUCCUCAACAAGCUGACACCUCAGAAGUUUCAGGAGUUGAUGAAACAGGUGACAGAGCUGACGAUAGACACGGAAGAGAGACUGAAGGGAGCCAUUGACCUCAUUUUUGAGAAGGCCAUCUCAGAGCCCAAUUUCUCUGUGGCCUACGCCAACAUGUGCCGCUGCCUUAUGGGGCUGAAAGUCCCCACCUCAGACAAACCAGGAGUUUUUGUGAACUUCCGCAAACUGCUGCUCAACCGCUGCCAGAAGGAGUUUGAGAAGGACCAGGAUGAUGAUGAGAUCUUUGAGAAAAAGCAAAAGGAGUUGGAGGCUGCCAAAGAUGAUGAUGAGCGUGAGCGCUUCAGGGUGGAGCUGGAGGAGGCCAGAGAUAAAGCUCGACGCCGCUCACUGGGCAACAUAAAGUUCAUUGGUGAACUGUUUAAGCUUAAAAUGCUGACAGAGCCAAUCAUGCAUGAUUGUGUCGUGAAACUACUAAAGAAUCAUGAUGAAGAGUCUCUCGAGUGUCUCUGCAGACUGCUGUCCACUAUUGGUAAAGACCUGGAUUUUGAGAAGGCAAAGCCCCGUAUGGAUCAGUAUUUCAAUCAGAUGGACAAGAUUAUUAAAGAGAGAAAGACUUCAUCAAGAAUCCGCUUCAUGCUGCAAGAUGUUUUGGACCUCAGAAAGAAUAACUGGGUGCCUCGUAGAGGAGAUCAGGGUCCUAAAACAAUUGACCAAAUUCACAAGGAGGCAGAGAUGGAGGAGCACAGGGAACAGAUCAAAGUCCAGCAGCAGCUCAUGUCUAAGAAGGAAAGCGGCGGCAGGAUGGGAGGAAGCAUGGGUGGCAGAGGCCCUCACACACCAGGAGGUGGCCGGGUUAGCCAGCCUCAGGAUGAGGGGUGGAACACAGUCCCGAUCUCCAAGAACAGACCCAUCGACACCACCCGCCUUAGCAAAAUCACAAAGCCUGGUGCUAUGGAUUUCAACAAUCAGCUGUUAGCUCCAGGUGGCAAAGGCAUGUGGGGCAGCUGGGGAAAAGGCAGCAGCGGAGGAAGUGGAGCUAAACCAGCGAGUGGAGAUCAGGACUCUGGCCGUCCGGCUACCAGCACUCUCAACCGCUUCUCUGCCCUACAGUCUGGGUCAUUGUUGUCUUCAGCAGACACUGAUCGCAGAGUUCCUCAAAGAUCGAGUUCGAGCCGCGAACGUGGGAGUGACAGGGACAGGAGCGACCGCAACAGGGAACAAUUUGACCGAUUCGAUCGCAACGAGGGACGGGAAGGGAACCAAAUCACCAAGAGAAGUUUCAGCAGAGAGUCGCAGGAGCGUGGUGGGAGGGGAGGAGACAGCAGGGCUUCGACUGAACCUGUGCGUCGCGUCGCCAGCAUGACAGACAGUCGGGACAGAGGAAGCAGGGACAGAGGAAGCAGGGACAGAGGAAGCAGGGACAGAGGAAGCAGGGACAGAGGAAGCAGGGACAGAGGAAGCAGAGACAGAGGAAGCAGGGACAGAGGUCCUGACUUUGUCCCAGCUAAGCGUGAGAGUGUUCCCACUCCUCCUCCAUCUCUCCCUAAACCUUCUUUGACUGAAGAGGAGGUGGAGAAGAAGUCGAAUGCCAUCAUUGAAGAAUACCUCCACAUCAAUGAUGUCAAGGAGGCGUUGCAGUGUGUGGCAGAGCUUAAUAGCACCUCACUGCUCUAUGUGUUUGUGCGGAACGGUGUGGAGUCGACACUUGAAAGAAGCACCAUUGCUCGGGAGCACAUGGGCUUGUUGCUGCACCGGCUUGUAAAGGCAGGGACUUUGCCCACACAGCAGUACUACAAAGGGCUACAAGAGAUCCUGGAGGUAGCAGAAGACAUGGCCAUAGAUAUACCUCACAUCUGGCUCUACCUGGCUGAGCUUAUUACGCCUAUGCUCCACGAGGGAGGAAUCCCUAUGGGACAGCUCUUCAGGGAGAUCUCAAAGCCUCUUGUGCCUCUGGGGAAGGCCGGCGUGCUGCUGGUACAGAUCCUCAAGUUGCUUUGUAAAGAAAUGACCCCCAAGAAGGUCGGGGCUUUGUGGACAGAGGCGGGGCUGAAUUGGAAUGACUUCUUGGCCAAAGACAAAGACGUUAACAAGUUUGUCACCGAUCAGAAUGUGGAGUUCACCAUGGGAGAGGAGAUGGAGUCAAAAGAGGUUGGUAAGAAGAAGGUCCUCACUGGAGAGGAGAUCAGCAGACAGCUGGACAGACUCUUCCAGGACAAGGCCAACAAUCAGCGCAUCAGAGACUGGAUCGAGGCUAACUUGGACGAGCAGCAGACUGCUUCGAACCAGUUUGUACGAGCAUUGAUGACAUCAGUGUGCCAGUCUGCUAUCAUAUGUGACAACCCAUACAAGUUGGAUGCACAGGAGAUCAGCCAGAGAGCCUCUCUGCUGCAGAGAUACCUGUACGACGAGCAGAAAGAGCUGCAGGCCCUUUACGCCCUCCAGGCUCUGAUGGUGCACAUGGAGCAGCCUGCAAACCUGCUGCGGAUGUUCUUCGACGCCUUGUACGACGAGGACGUUAUUAAAGAGGAGGCCUUCUACGAGUGGGAAUCCAGCAAAGACCCCGCCGAGCAGACAGGCAAAGGUGUGGCCUUGAAGUCAGUCACCGCCUUCUUCACUUGGCUCCGCGAGGCCGAGGAGGAGUCUGAUAAGGACUAAAAUACUGAACUGAAAGCUGCCGCUGGAGCUCUGCAGGCAACCGUGGAGAGUUAUGGACAACAUUGUCAGAGGCAGACUCUAAUCAGUCCUCAAUGAGGAUAAAUCUUUAUUAUGGUUUUUUUUUUUUUUUUUUUUUUCCUUUUUCCCCAUUUCUUUUCUUUGAGGGAUGGACUCAGAAAACAAUCAUUUCUUUCUACCUUCCCUCUCCUGCUUCCUCAUUAUUUCCCCACAUGCUUGUUACAGCAAGUGUCCUCAUCAAAGUAAACUUGAAAACGGAUUCAGCAGGAUUGCUCAUUAGCGAGGUGUGAAGUAUCCCACAUCACUACGAAACUUUCUGUCAAAGUAAUACGAACCAGCGGGCUGCUCUUUCAUCCUUCUAGACAAUUCUAAUGCCGAACGUACUUUUUGAUCUACAAGAGGAAACAGCAGGGCGUGUGGUGUAGUGGGGGAGGGGGGGUAUCAACAUGCCAUAACCUGUGUGGAAGACACGGCUCUUAUGUCUUUGUCAUUUCCUGGAGUGUGCAGCAUGACUGAAGUGUUUCUAGUAAUGAUACAUGGACUGAACAUUACAGUGUAAAUGAACUAAUCUUAAUUUGACAGAUGGAGUUUUUAAAGCAAAGGUUGUCUAUUUUCUCUUCUUGUUUCCUAUCACAAACUUGCAGCGGACAGAAACAGAGGGCUGAUGUUGACCUUUGACCUUGACUACUAGGGGGUGGUCUUAAUGCUUCCUCUUAAGCCAUCCUCUCCCAUCCCCCAGUAGUGAACCACACUGACUUUCAUCUUUUACCUCUUCUGUACUUAAACCUGAGCUGUUGUAGAGGACACUUAACGAUCCAAUCACCGUUAAAACUUGAAAUCUACAGAAAAUUGACUUGAUAAAAUAUAUAAAGUUUAAAAAAAAAAAACACACACACACACAAAAA
This is a messenger RNA of Archocentrus centrarchus (flier cichlid), 6525 nucleotides long. It is a transcript of the gene eif4g1a, whose product is annotated as eukaryotic translation initiation factor 4 gamma, 1a. Gene Ontology annotation, molecular function: protein binding; translation initiation factor activity; mRNA binding. The transcript is spliced from 32 exons. Bases 500 to 5602 code for a protein of 1700 amino acids. The record is from RefSeq and is a predicted model, not a curated record. Lineage: Eukaryota; Metazoa; Chordata; Actinopteri; Cichliformes; Cichlidae. Gene Ontology annotation, cellular component: eukaryotic translation initiation factor 4F complex.